Molecule: messenger RNA, 894 nt
Organism: Symbiodinium necroappetens
Lineage: Eukaryota; Dinophyceae; Suessiales; Symbiodiniaceae
Source: the annotation of a GenBank genome assembly
AUGGCACCCCGCGGGUGGCCUGCGCGUAAAAGGGUGCACCAUGUGGCAGGAAAGAGAGCCACUUAUCAGACCGCGAAGACCAUGGCAUUUAGAUCUGGAAUGAUGGGUGGAUUAUUUGGACCCACCGGCAGCGAUUUUCCAAUGCAGGCUCAGGUGCGAUCAAAGGAGCAGUACAUUCCAACGGCUGCGGGUGAGGAUGUCCGGCAUACUCGAACAGCAGCAGCAGCAGCACAUCCAAGCAGGUACAGCCUGACAGACCUCGAUGAUCUGCGGGUUCCCGCCAGCACCAAGCUCAUGGGCCAUUUGACCCGGCUCCAGGAUGAAUUGCGAGGAUGCAUUUCUGCUGGGCCUUUGAUGCCAUCUGAUCGGUUGCUGGAUCAAGCCCUGCAAGAUGAGAUGCCGAGGGUCAGUCUGUGGAGCUCCUCCCGCAUGCCAAAUUCUGAGAGCAUUGAGGUGGGCAAAGGAGGAUCCGUCAAACAGAAUGACCGCUUAAAUUCAGAUGCAAAGCCCGUUGUCGACAUUGACUUGGAUGGUUUGGAGAGUCUGGAAAGUUCUGUUGCUCGCGAAUCUUUGCGGUACAGCCGGGCAUGGAGGAAAACGGACGUGACAUCUCGGACCUUGUCGCCGGUGAAGCCUUUGCCAUUGGAAGAUGGAGUCUUGGACGACGUGUGCUUUGAGAAGGACCGUCGCUCCCUUGACAUGGACACUUGGAUGUGUCCAGGCGAUGCCUUCAGAACGGAGAGGAGGUCGGCUCAGGCAAGCCGUGGUGUGAUUCGGAGGCAGCAUGUUCCAUUGCAGGAUGACGAUGCAGCUUUUCGUCGGCGGCCGGGCUAUGCAUCGCAGUCCUGGGAUUUCACCUCUGACCUUGGGCUGGGGCUAGGACCGCGCCGCUGA